Messenger RNA from Paramecium tetraurelia, 966 nucleotides. RefSeq lists its product as uncharacterized. The transcript has 2 exons. Lineage: Eukaryota; Ciliophora; Oligohymenophorea; Peniculida; Parameciidae. The record is from RefSeq and is a predicted model, not a curated record.
AUGGAUAUACGACUAGCUAUAUGUAAUCUAAUUUCAGUAGUUUCUAAUUUUGUCACAGAAACAAAGUUGAAAGGGUAACUUGAUUAGCUCUACUUGUUAAGCAUUAAACCUGAUUCUAAUUUGGAGGAAAUUCAAAGAAAAAUGAUUAAUUUAGGAAAGAACAAUAAGACCCAUCACAGAAUGAGUUCGUAGCCGGUUGUACUCCCUUCACCUAAACAAAAUAAAGUUUAAUCUAUGUCAGGAGUCAACACACCUGCAUUUUCAGGUGGAAUGCCUUCCAAAGCAAUUGGUUUUGGAAGUAGAAUACAAUAUACCACUCCAUUUGAUUUAAAUAGAGAAAAAGUAGAAAAACAUAAAAAUAGGUCAGAUAGGCAAAUAUCUUUUAAAUUUGAAAUCUCUAAACCUUCACCCAAAAAUAUUACAGAAUUUAAGCCAAUUGACAAAAAAAUUGUGGAUAUAACUCAAAAAACAAAAUUGAACUCUGGAAUUUAACGAUCUUCUAAUGUGGUUCCAGUAUUACAAACAGAAUUAGAGUCAUAUCCACAAAAUACAAUAACUCUUAAAAGUUUACCUAUUAAAAAUGUUAUCCGCUAAUAACAACUUGAGGGAGAACAUAAAGAGAAAUAGUACGAUUAGACUAAGAUUUCAGGAAGAAUGCUAGAUCAGAUUAGUUAGAAUAUGAAGGAGAUGAAAUAAAACACUUUUAAAUUAAUAAAAGUAUUUGAAAAUACUCAUGAGAUAAAGACCCAAUCUUCUUAGGUAGAAACAUCUUUCAUUUCACCAUUCAGAAAAUAACAAAAUCCUCUUUUUAAUGGAAUUCAUGGUAAAAUUACAGAUUAAGAUUUACAUAAUAUAUAAUAAAACUUUUUGAUGAAAAAGCUGAUUAUAAAAGCUAAACAGAAUGAUGAGAUUGAAUUUGAGCCACCUUCGAUGGGUAUAUUCUUUGUAACAAGUGUUAAAGGAUGA